AUGUCCACACUCAUGGAGUUUAAGAGUUCCGUCCUGCGUCAGGUCCAGAACCGGCCGUCGCUGCGCAGGAAGCCAGAGGGUCCGUCCAUCUCCCAGGAGGAACCACCUCAGCCCCUUGGUGUUCCCAGAUCCCCUCAACCUGCCGGCGUUCCCAGGUCAGGGGCUAUGUUCAAACAGGGCGAAAUUUACCAGUCAAAUGCUGAGGAGAAUGACAGCGGCAUCAGAAUCCUGCUGCAGCUGCAGUUGGCGACAGCGACGCAGCCCGUUGAAAUAGAAUUGCAGAGAGAUGCAGGAAAUGCUUCACUGCUUUCCCUUCUCCCCAGCAUCGAGGAGGAGGAGGGAGACGGCGACAUCUUCGAAGCACUGUCUGCGCUGCAGCGGAAGCGGGAAAUCAUGCAUCGGGAGUACGCCGAGCUCCUGGAUGUCCCGGUGUCGCCGCCGCUGCUGGGAUCUCUGGGAAACCAGACACCGUCCGAGAGCCCGAGGGCAACGAGAAAGGAGCUGCGGUUGCUGUACGAGGAGGUGCUGUACACGGUGCUGCAUCGCGCUGGAGUUCCUGAGAUUGGACACAUCACAGAUGAGACUGGACUCUUCCACUACCUGCAGAAGGCGUUCACCGUUGAUCUGAGUGACCACGAGUCAAUGCUGCAGAGAGCAAAGGCAGCCAAGCCCCCAUCGUUCGGCAUGAGAGUGACGGUGGUGGAGGCCAGGAACCUGAUGGCAAAGGACGCCAACGGCUUCAGCGACCCCUACUGCAUGUUGGGGAUCAUGGUGGGCCCUGCCACCCGGGAGCACGAGGAGAGGAAGGAGCGAAGGUUCAGCUUCAGGAGGAAGAAGGAGAAGAUGGAGAAGAGGGCGAGCGUGAGGGAGGGGCUUCCCGCCAAGUACAUCCAAGUCACCGAGGUCAAACCCAGCACCCUGAACCCCGUGUGGAACCACAGCUACGUCUUUGAACUAGACGACAUUCAGAGUGACCAGCUUCACUUGGACAUCUGGGAUCACGAUGAUGAGGUGUCUGUGGCCGAGGCCUGUAAGAAGCUGAACGAGGUCAGCAGCUUCAAAGGAAUGGGCAGAUAUUUCAAGCAAAUCGUCAAAUCAGCACGAACUAACCGAGAGGCGACCUCAGCAGAGGACAAUGCAGACGACUUCCUCGGCUGCCUCAACAUCCCCAUCAACGAGAUCACCGUUGACGGGAUUGACAAAUGGUUCAGACUCGAACCGCGAUCCAGCUCCUCCAGCGUCCAGGGGGAGUGUCACCUUGUCAUGAAGCUGAUCGUUACUCAGAAAGAUGCCGCGCUGUUCAAGAAAGUCACAAACACCAGCGUCUACGAGCUGCUCCUCACCCGCCUGCUCCAGUACGAGCAUGUCAACUUCGAGACUGACCACUAUAGCUGGGCUGGCAGCCUGAGUCACCACGCGGACACCAUCCUGUCUCACCACGCCAUGCAGCUCAACCUGUCACCUGCACACAAAGCUGCCGUCGAGUGGCAGGCUUACAGCAAACACCACCAGAGCCGCUCCAUGGAUUACGCCUUCCUCCUGCAGCUGCUCCUCAACCUGGAGGAGAAAUGGGAACCCGGAGACUUCAGCCGCGAGCAGGAACAGGCUCUGGCCCAGAGCUUCAGUAUGUUCAGUGAAUACACUUGGGCUCUGCUGCACAAACUCCGCCAAGUUUUCCCCUUUAACAUCACCGUCGCCCUGAGACGCCUGGAGCUGAUCCUCAGGUGUAUGUGCCAGAUGUACUCCAUGCCAGUCUUUGCCAAGGUUUCCCCAUUCCACAAUGAGCUGCAUGUGGAGCUGACCGCGGUGAUGAAGAAAGCCACCAGCGACUGGUACGAGAAAAUGUCUGAGAGUUUCAAGUUGGAAAUGACGAGCGAGCUGGGGCAGCUGAAGGCUUUGGUGGAGCUGGUGGACAUGGUGUGUCUGGAUCUGCAACGCAACCAGAAUGUGUACAAUAAACUCUUCAUCAGUAUUGUGAAGGUGGAUUACUUCAGCCUGACGUACCGGCUACUGGAGAAGCAGGUGGCGGAGGAUGUGAACCAGCUGAUGGAGGAGGUGACGGAGGCGAUGGAGGAGGGAAAGGCCAGGAUGACCCAGCAGAUGGGGGAGAUCUUGUUCGAGCUCUACCUGUCUCUCAAAGAACUCCAGCAGCUCAAGGACUUUCUCCCUCUGAGGGAUUCGAAAUCUCUAGCUCUGGUCGGUUUCCACGACUGGUUCCAAUCGUCAAUCAACAAGUGGCUGCAGAUUGUGCACAAGAAAUCCUGUGAGAGAAUCCGCAAAGCUGUGGAGAUGGACCAGUUGGAGCCUGUGGACUCGCUGUCCAGGCACAGCAGCUCUGCGGUGGACGUGGUGACCUGCUUCUCACAGAUCAGGAACUUCUGGCUGCAGCUGGCGUGGCCCGACCCCAUGGGGGCCUUCAUCUUCAUCACCAGGAUCACUGACGACAUCUGCAGUGGAGCCGUGCUGUACUCCGAGCUGAUACGACAGAAAGCGGAGAUAGAGACCAAAAUCAGCCAACAGCUGUGUAUAGCCCUGAACAACAUUGAGCACGUGCAGCAGUACAUCUCCGAGCUGCCUGGGACUCUAGACUGGCACGGGGUGGAGGUGGCCCUGGAGCAGCUUUGUGGACCCGACGGUAAACAGCAGGUACAGAAGGCGCUGAGCAGCCAACUGCAGAGCAUCGACAUCGGCAUGCAGCGAGAGGCCAAGUACACCAUCCAACAGAUCGUGGCCAAGAUGGACACCGACUCGAGGAAGUAUCUCCAACACAUCAGUCUGUCCCCUGACUCCAUCCAGCCCGAUGAUGCCGUGUCGCCCCUCAUGAAGUUCCUGGAUGAUAACCUGAUGAUUCUCAGCGAGUGGCUGGUUAGAGAGAACCUCAGCAGGAUACUCAGUGCUCUGUGGAAGCUGCUACUGGAUUUGAUUGAGGAAAUCCUGGCCGAAAAUCGUGGUUUGUCCAUGGAAUUCUACGGGCGUUUUCACUUCACACUGGAGGCGCUGGUGGAAUUCUUCCACGCGGAAGGUCAGGGGCUGUCACUGGAGGAACUCCGCAACAAGGAGUACCAGGGUAUUGAGGAGGAGCUUCGUCUCAACAAGUGCACAACCCGGCAGCUGAUCGAGCAGUUUUUCCUGGACAAACUUCACCAGCAGAAAUCCAUGGAGCACUCGCCGUACGGCACGUUGGUUAUCAAGCUCUAUUACAACACCAUCGAUCACAAGCUGCAUGUCCUGGUGCUGCAUGCCACCAACCUCAUCGCCCUGGACUCCAACGGGCUCAGUGAUCCCUUUGUUAUAGUUCACUUGGCUCCUCACCACAGCUUUCCUGGGGUCAAAGGGCAUCGCACACAAGUCAAAACUAAGACGCUGCACCCAGUCUACGAUGAGCAUUUUCACUUUACGGUCAGUGUAGAGCAGUGCCGGCUGAGAGCUGCCUGUAUCCACUUGACGGUGAUGGACCACGACUGGCUCUCCACCAAUGACUUUGCGGGGGAGGCGGUGAGCCCACUGGGGCAGGUGCCGGGCCUGGACGGGGUCCUCGUGCCGGGGGGCUUGAAGAACACCCCCGCCCUCACCCUCAAACUCACCCACCCGGGAUCCAGAGGUAACGCCAGCGGCGACACGGCCUGUCUCCCCAGUGUCCCCCGCGCAGCUGUGUCUCAAUGUCCCCUGGACUCCCAGAGCAGACAUCACACAGCUAGAGACAGUCACUGA
This is a messenger RNA of Callorhinchus milii (elephant shark), 3711 nucleotides long. RefSeq names its product BAI1 associated protein 3 (gene baiap3). The record is from RefSeq and is a predicted model, not a curated record. Bases 1 to 3711 code for a protein of 1236 amino acids. The transcript is spliced from 33 exons. NCBI's taxonomy places the organism in Eukaryota, Metazoa, Chordata, Chondrichthyes, Chimaeriformes, Callorhinchidae.